Molecule: messenger RNA, 496 nt
Organism: Meloidogyne enterolobii
Lineage: Eukaryota; Metazoa; Nematoda; Chromadorea; Rhabditida; Meloidogynidae
Source: the annotation of a GenBank genome assembly
GCCGAUUCGUGAUAGUUUAAUGAUCGAACCAACAGAGAGUGAGGACAAAGCAGAAUUGGAUCGGUACUGUGAGUCUUUAAUUGCAAUCAAACAAGAAAUAGAGCAAAUAGCUAAAGGACAACUACACGUUGAUCUCUACAAAAAUGCCCCACACACCCAAGCAGUUUUGAUGGCCGACAUUUGGGACAGACCUUACAGUCGAGAACAAGCUGGUUGGCCAAAGCCAUGGUGUCUUACUCCAAGAAAGGUAUGGCCAUCCUGUGGAAGAAUUGAUGAUUCUUUUGGUGAUAGAAAUUUAGUAUGCAUGUGUCCUUCAGUUGAAGAAUUGGCACAUCAAUAAGAUUUAUGAUUUUUGAAUUUACUAAUGUCCUAUUUUUUCUUUUAAAUAAAUACGUUGAAGAAAUGGGAAGAAUCCACAGUUGUGGGUCACUAGGCUGCGCCACAUAGUGCUGCCACUGAAAGCGGGGCCAUUAGAGUUAAAUAACCUCGACGAUUU